This is a messenger RNA of Mycotypha africana, 741 nucleotides long. RefSeq names its product ATP synthase complex subunit H-domain-containing protein. The record is from RefSeq and is a predicted model, not a curated record. The transcript has 5 exons. Gene Ontology annotation, biological process: proton motive force-driven ATP synthesis. NCBI's taxonomy places the organism in Eukaryota, Fungi, Mucoromycota, Mucoromycetes, Mucorales, Mycotyphaceae. The coding region runs from base 128 to 409 and encodes 93 amino acids.
GUGGACAAAUUGGGGACUCCUCCUCCCUCCCCCUCCUGCAAAUCUGGAUAUUUCAAAACCCCACAUUUAUUAUAACUUUCCAAGUUCCCUUUUUAACGCUUUUUCCAGAAAACUCGAAACAAUAAAUAUGUCAAUCGCUCGCAUGGCCCUUCGCUCAGUUGCUGUCAAAUCUACUCUUCCUUCCAUUGCUGCUCGUUCAUAUAGCGCUGCUGUUAUGCAGAAAGACGUGCUUCAAGAUUUGUUCAUUAAAGAAUUGAAGGCUUACAAGCCUCAACCUGUUACUGCUGCUGAUGAAGCUCCUGCCAAGGAUUUCAAAUUUCCCCUUGCUCCUGCUGUUCCUGAAAUCGAUGCUGAUUUAGCUCAACAAUUGGCUGCUUACGACGCUGAACCCGAGGAAACCUCUCAAUAAAGCAAUAGAGAAAAUCACAGCUCUCAUCUUCGACCCUCACCCACAGACACAUUAUAGUAAUAUGCUAUAAUAUAUAUCUUUCAGCCCAAAGACCAGACUUGAAUCAUGACAGGAAAAAAAAAAAGAAAAAAAAAAAAGAAACAGAUUUAAAGUAGACUUGAUUCUUUUUUUCAUAUAUAAAAAAAAAGAUGAUAACAGCUCAAAGGCAACAUCGUGUAUAAAUAAAACUUGAUUUUUGCUGCUAAGUUUGAAUGCAAUAUCAAAGACGGCAUCCAGAUAUUUUUAAUUCAUCAUAGAUGUUUGCAUUUUCUUCCCCCGCUCUUUGUUUCCUG